AUGGCCUCCAAAUUUGCGCCCUGGGCGCUUCGCAGCAGCGUGAGGGCACUCCGAAGCACCGUGAAGCCUCAACGACGAACAUUCCAGGUCUCUAGCGUCUCGCGCAGCACCAGUCUCAAUGUGCACCGCGACACACCCGAGAACAACCCUUCGAUUCCCUUCAAGUUCAACCCGCAAAAUGAGAAGCUCAUCGAGGAGGUCCUCAGUCGAUACCCUAGCCAAUACAAGAAGGCCGCCGUGAUGCCGCUUCUCGAUCUCGGUCAGCGCCAGCACGGGUUCACCAGCAUCAGCGUCAUGAACGAGGUGGCUCGGAUAUUGGAGAUGCCUCCCAUGCGUGUCUACGAGGUGGCCACAUUCUACACCAUGUACAACCGGAACCCUGUUGGACGAUUCCACAUUCAGUGCUGCACCACAACACCAUGUCAGCUUAACGGUAGCGACGGUGUCAUGAAGGCAAUCGAGGACCAUCUCGGCAUCCACCACGGCGAGACCACGCCCGACAACAUCUUCACAUUCACCGAGGUCGAAUGCCUGGGAGCAUGCGCAAACGCUCCGAUGGUGCAGAUUAAUGACGACUACUACGAGGAUCUCACACCCGAGACGACAAAGGCGCUCCUCACAGCACUCAAGGAAGCAGCUGAAAAGACUGGCGCUAGCGGAUGGGCGCCGGGUCUGCAGGGCGACAGCGGCAAAGAUCAAGUGUCGGGGGAGAGCACAGGCCAGAAGCUCAAGCUGGGUGGCCCUGGAUACACUGCACAGGGCGUCAAGAUUCCAGCACCUGGACCACUCAGCAGUCGGACAUCGUGUGAGAACUCGGCAGGCCAGACUAACCUGCUCAGCGAGCUUCCCACGCCCGAGCAAACAUUGCGAAAGGACGGCGCACUAUAG
This is a messenger RNA of Zymoseptoria tritici IPO323, 888 nucleotides long. RefSeq lists its product as uncharacterized. The record is from RefSeq and is a predicted model, not a curated record. NCBI's taxonomy places the organism in Eukaryota, Fungi, Ascomycota, Dothideomycetes, Mycosphaerellales, Mycosphaerellaceae. The transcript is spliced from 3 exons. Gene Ontology annotation, molecular function: NADH dehydrogenase activity. The coding region runs from base 1 to 888 and encodes 295 amino acids.